Messenger RNA from Setaria italica (foxtail millet), 1105 nucleotides. Its product is annotated as AT-hook motif nuclear-localized protein 9. Bases 181 to 774 code for a protein of 197 amino acids. Gene Ontology annotation, molecular function: minor groove of adenine-thymine-rich DNA binding. The transcript has 5 exons. The record is from RefSeq and is a predicted model, not a curated record. NCBI's taxonomy places the organism in Eukaryota, Viridiplantae, Streptophyta, Magnoliopsida, Poales, Poaceae.
AUGGGGCGGUGACUCUCGGGUUAUUGCCCAUUUCAUCAUCAACGCUUCGCUUGUCGAACUCGGGGUGGGAACCAUGGUCAGCACACCAAGUUCAGGAUUUGGGUCAGGGGAUCAGGGGGUUCAGGCUCUGGUGCCCCUUGAGAGAAACGCGGCAGAGGAUGACCACCUGGCUCUGGGAAGAUGCAACAGUUGGCUUCGCUUGGAAAGUGGUUUCUUGGCUCUGUUGGAACAGGUUUUACUCCUCAUGUGAUUAUUAUUCAACCAGGAGAGGAUGUUGCUGCCAGGAUAAUGGCCUUUUCACAACAAGGCCCAAGGGCAGUGUGCAUCAUUUCAGCAACUGGAGCUGUUUCUACAGCAACCCUUCAUCAGGAUUCAGACUCUGGUGGUGUGGUUACAUAUGAGGGUCGAUUUGAGAUCCUGUGCCUUUCUGGGUCAUACUUGGUGCUGGAUGAUGGUGGCACCCGGACCCGAAGUGGAGGGCUAUGCAUAGCUUUAUGUGGCCCUGACCACAGGGUUAUGGGUGGCAGUGUAGGUGGAGUCCUGACAGCUGGGACAGUUCAGGUGAUAGUGGGGAGCCUCAUGUAUGGCGGUUCGAAGAAAAACAAAGCUAAAGCCGAGCUAGACAUGGAGCACGAGGAGGUGAAUGCUGGCGAGGCUGCAAUGGCGUUGCCAGAGCACAACAUGCCCCCUCACGCGAUGAGCGGAUGGGCCUCCUGGCAUGAUGAGGCAGAUGGACUUGAGGACCUCAAACAUCGAUAUCAACUCGAUCCGUGAGUAGGUUGGGUAAGGCGGGUGGGAAGAGCUGAGCUGAGGUCACAGGCACAGCAUAUGCAUGCACUAACUUCCCUCCAGGUGCGAGAAGAGUUGUCGUGGUUGCUGUGUUAAUUAGGAACCCCACAUAUAUAUCACAUAAAUGGUGAAAUUAUUAUGGUGUAGUACUAGUACUUGGAUGCUGCUGUGUGAGAUAAUGCAUUCUAUGUAUGCUUGGAGAAGAGUGGAUAUUGAGGUGGUGGUUUAGUUCUCGUUCCUACUGUGGAUGCAUUGACGAAUCUCUGUGUAAGGAAUGGGAAUCCUGCACGAGAGAAUCGUGUUUUGAUUUGAUCUA